Molecule: messenger RNA, 1336 nt
Organism: Papaver somniferum (opium poppy)
Lineage: Eukaryota; Viridiplantae; Streptophyta; Magnoliopsida; Ranunculales; Papaveraceae
Product: probable microtubule-binding protein TANGLED
Exons: 3
Coding region: 97-1185 (362 amino acids)
Biological process (GO): regulation of phragmoplast microtubule organization
Molecular function (GO): microtubule binding
Source: RefSeq, a predicted model, not a curated record
UUCCGUUUUGACCUUUAAUUCCUCUCGAAAUUGAUUGUGAUUAAGUGGGAAGAGAAGAAAAUCAAAUCCUUGAAAACCCAUUUUAUUUCUCACAAAAUGGUUGCCAAAUCUCCACUAAAACUGAAGAAAAUGGCAAAUCCACCGCUCAAUUCUAAUCUAUUGAGAGAAACAGUCAAGAAGGUGGAUCGAUGUAUGGCUCGAUUACAAGAGCUUCAGUAUACAGUUGCAGGUGGAAAUAAGGUUAUUUCUGGUGUUAGUCUUAGUCCACGGAGUACAAGAGCUUAUUUGAAAACUAGUAUUCGCUGCAAACAAGAAUCUCUUAGGAUGAAGAACUCAACCGCAUCUCGAAAGUCUCCGGUUGGAAAAUUUCAAGGUUCCUUACAGAGUAAAUGCGGGGAAUGGCGUCGUAUGUCAUUGCCUGCGAUGCUGGUUGGAGAAACGGUAGGAGAGAUUCUUCAAGCCAGUCAAUUUGCAAGGGAAGUAGUUGAAGCUGUUGUUGUGAAGACAAAGAAACCUGCGGCAGAAGAUCCCAAAACUCCUAUGAGUCGAGUUAGGAUUUCAAAGUCACAGCCUGAAUGCACGGAAAUGAAAGCAAGAAGAAAAAGAGAGAAACAAGUUGCAAUGCAGUCUAUUCGAUCAGAAUUGGAUCCACCACGUCUUCAGAGGUGCCGAUCACGUAUCAAUUUCAAGCUCUCUCCUAACAAAAGAGAAUUCGGAAAAGAAAAUUGGUACACUGCCAAUCGUGUAUCCCCCAAGAAUAAACCUUGGGCUAAGAAGACUGUUCUGUUUCCUAACCCAUUGUUCCUUUCAUCACCAUCCAAUCACCAACACAAAUUCUGUAAGACACGAUCUCCGAUAAUUGCAAGACCCCGACCAACAACUCCCCAUAAAUUCUUGAUUAAAUCUCCCCCUUCGAAUUCAAAAUUUCAGGUGAAGAUCAAGACUACUCAAGUUUCUUUGUCUCCAACAAGAUCCACAUCAGCUUUGAGCAAAAAAUCCCCAAAGGUUUCUACAGCUUCCAAGAUAAGAAGAUCAUUUUCACCCUCAAAACUGGCAAACAAAUUGGAUUCACCGCUAAGGAACAAAUCAUCAGCGCAACAAAAGGGUGGUGGAAUGAUGAGUGGAUUGAAACAGCGACCGUUUUCAACUCCUGUGAGAUCAUCCUCUUCCAACUGGAGAGUUUGAAGGGGUUCCUCCGUAUUUGUUUGAAUUUGGUUCAGAUAUUUCCUCGAUGUCAAUAUUGGUUGUGUGGUAUUAAUUUAAUUUUUAUAUCUACACAUUUGUGAAGUUGUUUCAAUAAACAAAUUUGUUUUCCUUGUAAAUUUGGUUAUAUAAA